CGCACUACUGCUACCGUGCUACGCCACUAGAGCGUCGAGACUCUGAAAAGUCAAACCUCGUCUACGCCCAGAGAGAAGCGAAGCGUGGACUAGUUCAUGGCCGCCGGAGCGGCCGAAGAGCCGCAGGACCGGCUGAGCGGGCUCCCCGACGACGUCCUCCACUCCAUCAUCGGCCGCGUCCCGUUCAAGCAGGCCGUCCGCACCAACGCCCUCUCCAGGAGGUGGCCACGCCUAUGGCUCCACGCGCUCGCCGCCUCCGGGGUUCUCGACUUCACCGACCGCGGCUUCGUCCGCUCCAAGUCGCGGGGGCAGAUCGUGGCCAUGGUGAACCGCUGCCUCAGGGUCCGCGGCGGCGGGGCGCCCAUCGACGUGCUCCGCGUGUCCCUGUGCCCGUUCGGUGCGUUCGAGCGCGACGUCGUCGGCUGGAUCGCGGCCGCCAUCCGGAGAGGCGCCAGGGAGGUCGAUGUGAACCUGACUCUUGAUGCCGCGUUGACCGUUGUCAACUGCCGCGCGGAUCAGCUGGAGCUUCCAGGGGACCUCUUCUAUGGCGAGAGCUCGCUGGCGCGGCUCAGCCUCGGCCGCUGCAGCCUCCGCAACGUCCCGGCCGGCGGUCCGGCGCUCGUCGGCCUGACGUCGCUCUCCCUCACCCGUGUCGACAUCACGGACGACGCUGUCCGGGACACGGUCGCCUGCUGCCGGCUGCUUGAGUUCUUGAGCCUGAGGAAUUGCCACGUGCUGAAGUUCGUGAGGAUCGCCGGCGAGAAGCUGCGUGGCCUGGAGGUCGUGGGAUGCCUGGACGUGCGCCAGCUGCAGGUGGCCGCGCCCGCGCUCGAAUCGUUCGCCUUCCACGGCGAUAUCCUCUGCUUCGGAGAAGACGACGGAUUUGAGUUCGAGCCCGUCGAGUUCAUCGGCAAAGGCAACACCAGGACGCCGUCGGAGGCCACGCCCGAGCUGCGGGACGCCUACCUGUCCCACAUUGGCUUCGGCGAAUACGACGAACUUAUUCACCAGUACGCUUACUCAACCUUGAUGCAGAUGGUCGCGCAUGCCAAGAUUUUGACAAUUUGCUCCGUGGGCUUGCUGCACAUCGAAGAAGAGCGCGGUUUCAUUGAACACAUGAUGGACCCUCCUAACCUACAACUACAAGAGCUGCAGCUGCUCAUGGACUCCAUGGGCGACGACGUUGUCACCGGCUUCUCCAGCUUCUUCCAGCUCACUGCUCCGCCACUCCUCGAGCGGCUCUUCAUCCGGUUCCCAGCCGCUUGCAACGAUACAGAGGAAUCCAGCGGCGGCAUGAUGUCCAUUGGCGAGGACGAAGACAUUGUUCUGGACUUCGAGAUCGCUCUCGACCACCUGACGUUCUUCAAGAUGGUGAACUUCCGGGGGAUGAGGCAUGAGAUGCGGCUGCUCAGGUUCGUCCUGCGGCGGGCUCCAGUCCUGGAGCAGCUAGUGCUCGUUGUCCCAAAAGAAGAGGGAAGAACGAAUCUGGGUCUGGGUCACGAUGACCAGAAGCAGCUCCUUAAGAUCGUUCAAGAGAAUGUGUCGGAGAUUGGAAAGGCCUUUCUCUGGCGGGAACCCCACGUCGUGGUGUGCCGGCCAAGAGAGGACUGCAGCCGGAGCCCUGCACACACCAAGUACUAUCACGAUGACUAGGCAAUUAGGCAUUAGUCAUUUUGAACUUGUCUUUUGAAAAGUGGUCAUAUGUUACUCAGCUAAAGUUGUUUUAAGGUUACGCAUAAUCUGGUACAUCGAUAAAAUAUGGUUGUGUGCAUAAUUUUGAUGCAGAUGACA
Messenger RNA from Brachypodium distachyon (stiff brome), 1791 nucleotides. Its product is annotated as putative F-box protein At3g29830. Gene Ontology annotation, molecular function: protein binding. Lineage: Eukaryota; Viridiplantae; Streptophyta; Magnoliopsida; Poales; Poaceae. The record is from RefSeq and is a predicted model, not a curated record. The coding region runs from base 97 to 1653 and encodes 518 amino acids. The transcript has 3 exons.